GUAAAUUGCUGGAAAUAUUAGAUUUAUCUAAAAUGCGUUUGGGAUGUAUUGUGAUAUACUCAGUGACCUGAUGGAGGCAGGUUGCGUACAUUUAGUUUUGAAAAUAUUGACAUUUUUAACUUCCUGGGACUUGGAAGCUGUGAUUUAUGUCAGUCAAUCAUGGAGAAAAAUUGUUUUUGAGUACUUUUGGAGAAGAAAUUCUGUACUUAAAAGGAUUUUAGAGAAAAAGAAAACUGGAAUCUGUGAUCUUAGAAAAAUAAAUCUCUCUUUCCAGGCCGAGGUGCUUGCUGCAGGUUUCAAUGAUCAGUGCGCUGUGCAAGAUGAAAAGUCCAAUGUGUACUUUAUGUGGUUUGUCCUUUAUUCGAAACUUGAGAAGUGCUGGGUUGAGAAUUGGUUGGUUCUAGGAGAGUUAAGGAGGGUUGGUCGAGUAGAAAUAUCUCUCAAUUCUCCAGAUAUAGAGUGCGCUGAUUAUGAGGAUGAUAUUCUAGUCCUAGGGGAGAGGAGUGGAAACGUUUCCAUCUAUCAACUGAAAAAUCAGAAGAGUGAUUGUGUUUCUGUGAUUUCUACCCAUACUAAACCAGUGAUAAAGGUGUUAGUUCAUGAUUCUGUGAUACUAAGCUGCAGUGAGGAUUGCUCUGUAACUGUUAUCAGGAUUACAAGAAAUGGUUGUCUUGAAAUAUCACAUAUACUACAGGGCCAUGUCUCUAGAGUUCGAUGUUUGUCACUCCUUGUGAAAACCGGUUUACUACUCACAGGAUCUGAUGACAGGACUGCUCGUAUUUGGAAUUUAUCUACAAGAUCUAACAGAGCAAAAACAACGCUUACCCCACACAGAUGGGGUGUAACCCAGGUACUGCUGACCCCUAGCUGUGCAUGCACUGUGGAUGGUAAAGAUAUUCUGAUAUGGUCCUACCAAGGACAGCUGAGAGCAAGGUUUGGGGUUCAGUGUACACCAUCAGCAUUGUUCCUGGAUUCAGAACUGAACUGCCUUCUUAUCGGAGAUACUAAAGGUCGUCUUUCUGGAUAUAAUUUAAGAGAUAUGUUGAUUACCCCGAAGGUGCAGGAAGAAACCAAUAUAUGUGAAAAUAAUUCAUUCCCUGCCUGGAGUUUGGAAACAGGCGAAGGAAGUCUUCUCAACGGAAGUGGAAUCCUGCUAACCGGAAGUGGAAGCUUGCUGACCGGAAGUUUAUCCCUGGGAAAGUCAUCAAUGUUAUAUCUUUCCCACACCUCUAAACAAUUCAAAGUGAACCUUUCACUUCUUGAUUAUUUAUAAACAGAUCAGUUGUAACACAGUUUAGAUGUUAGUUAAAAAGUUAAAAAGUGCAUGAAAACCAAAGUUGAAACCUCGUAUUAUCAAUAAUAUUAGGUUAGGAACCCAGCUGGCUUUGCCUGGGCUCUGAAAUAGACCCACUUAAUUUUUUAAAAGUUGGGGAAAUCAAAAUUUGAGACAAAUCUGUUGGGCCUUUGCAGCAUUUUCAACAUUUUUGAUGCCAUUUUUCAGUUACAUAUGUAUUUAUGUUUUUAUUGUGAAAAUAGAAGUGUAAUUUUA
Molecule: messenger RNA, 1549 nt
Organism: Eurytemora carolleeae
Lineage: Eukaryota; Metazoa; Arthropoda; Copepoda; Calanoida; Temoridae
Product: probable E3 ubiquitin ligase complex SCF subunit sconB
Exons: 16
Coding region: 44-1273 (409 amino acids)
Molecular function (GO): protein binding
Source: RefSeq, a predicted model, not a curated record